AUGUCGGGGCUUGAUGUGAUCAGUGGCACAUCUGCAAUCAUCGGAAUAAUCGAUGUCUCCAUCACAUACUACAAUGAUACACGAAAAGACUCGAAGUUGUCCGAGUCCUUUGAGGUCGUCAUCAAGCGACUGCCUAUAAUCCGUGACACCCUUCAAAAAUGCGAAACCGACCUGAAAAGGAUUCAAGACGAUAUACCAACAGAUGUCUGGGAUGCCCUCGAGGAGAUCAUUAAUGACUGUGAUGACAAGGCUAGAAAGGUGAGAGAAAUCUUCGAAAAGGUCAUAACUGGUGAACACGACGGGUGGAAGAAACGAUACUCCAAGGCCAUCCGGAGACUGGGCGAAGGAAACAAAGUUGAAGGACUGCUGCUUUCAAUCACUCAAGACGUUCAGCUUAUUGUCAAUCACCACGCAGUUCAGUCUGCUACACCUGAGGAAAAUGCUAAGCUUGAGGAGAUCAUUGAAGAGAUGAAGUCGAUCAAGCCCUCAGUACCUGAAGAAGAACCCGGGGGCAUAGCUUUCAACAACGCUGGCACAGGCUCACAGACAAACAAUGUGCUCGGUGGAGUGGUCAUCAAACGAACUACAACGCUGCACUCAGAAUUCAACAUUUCCAUUCCGCCCUUCAUAGUCAUCACGCAGAAGCAAGACUUCAGUUACCGUGAACCUGCUGGGCUCUGCCUCGGCGGAUCGCCAUAUAUCGAUUCGCGACUAUUUAUCGGUCGCAGCUCCGAACUCGAUAAAAUGCAUAAGAUUCUCAAGCCUCGUGACGCGUCUCGAGAGCAACAACGACUAGUCCUGAGUGGCAUGGGUGGGCUCGGUAAGACGCAGCUUGCCAUCGCUUAUGCAAAAAAACACGAGCAUGAGUACGAGUCAGUCUUCUGCCUCAAUGCAUCGUCCGAGACUUCGUUGAAAGACAGUUUUCGGUCGAUAGCCGGGCUAAUCUUUGACAUACAAGAGGCUGGGACCCUGGACUGCGAAGAUAUUCCAUAUCAAGUACUCCGUUGGCUGUCUAACGCGAAGAAUACCCAAUGGCUUUUGAUCUUCGACAAUUAUGAUGAUCCUAGACAAUUCAAAAUCAGAAAUUAUUAUCCUCCUGCGUCUCGUGGCGCUAUCAUCGUGACUGCACGAGGGCCAGCUGUUCUCGGUGGUGAGGAGUUUGCCCUUGGGCUUUUAUCAACUAUCGCUGAAAGUCUGGAGAUCUUCGAAAUCGGUCUCAAAGAGAGACCACAAAAUCUGGAGUAUGAGAAACGCUGGAAUGUCAAUGGUAAGCGGCAAAUUAAACUUCCAGAGUAUCAGGAUCGUACACUCUACACGACCUGGGAUGUAUCUUAUAGCCGGCUUGAAGAUGAGGAUUCAGAUGCGAAACAGUUGUUGAAAAUGUUCGCCUACUUCGACAAUCAAAAGCGGCUGCGUGAUGUGAUUGCAGAUCAUAACAACUUCGCUGGUGCGAUGAGAACUCUAACAGAUUAUCAUUUCGUAGAAGUCCAGGAAGGAACAGCUUCAUGGUCUAUACACAAUUGUAUACAUGACUGGACACUGAUGAUACUCAACCAUGACAUUGAUGUGCAGCAGUACUGGUAUGCGUUCGACUGCAUCGCCGCAACCACGCACGGCCACAACUUAGAUUCUUUGGAGCACCUCCCUUUUGUGCGUAUAGCUGCUCAUGCUAAAUGUCUCGUACAACCACAGCUCUGGGAAAACGAACUCAUCCCUGAAAUUAUGCAUAAUCGACUCGACCGAGCUUUCUAUAUUUGUUGGCGCCAAAGUGACUAG
Molecule: messenger RNA, 1776 nt
Organism: Exophiala aquamarina CBS 119918
Lineage: Eukaryota; Fungi; Ascomycota; Eurotiomycetes; Chaetothyriales; Herpotrichiellaceae
Exons: 3
Coding region: 1-1776 (591 amino acids)
Molecular function (GO): ADP binding
Source: RefSeq, a predicted model, not a curated record